AAAGAUAUUUCACUUUUUGUAGAUUUGAUGAGAUUUUCGACAGAUGCUAUAGAUGCCUUAUCACAUGCUGGUAUAACGAUUUCACGAAGACAUCUUGAUAGAGAGAAAAUAGCUAUCACCGAUAAUCAUCUGUCUAAA
This is a messenger RNA of Racocetra persica, 138 nucleotides long. The record is from the annotation of a GenBank genome assembly. Lineage: Eukaryota; Fungi; Glomeromycota; Glomeromycetes; Diversisporales; Gigasporaceae.